UCCCACACACACACGCACACACCAUCCUCCUCUUGUUUCGGCUACCACCGCAUGUGUUGGGCUGGAUCUCACUGAUUUAUCGUCGGGCGCCUUUCCCGGAGGAAACCCUCCCCACGAAGGAGCGAAGAGGACCAGGAGGAAGUGUGGUGGAGGGAGGUGGGGGGCGGGAGAGAGCUCGCGAUCCGCUGCUGUGGUAGUGCUGGUGCUGUUGUUGUUGGUGGUGGUGUUGGAGGUGGUGGUGGCUGUUCGGUGCACAUGACGCGCAGGAGAAAAAAGUGCGUGGGCGGAUGAGGAAGUUGAGAGCUGGGAUUGAUGGUUCCACACCUUUUCACUGCGCUGGCACUUGAUCGCGGCAGCAACGCAGCAGCAGCAGCGGCAGCAGCAGCAGCAGUCCACCGGUUCCUGCGAUCAGAGGUGAUCCGCGCGUGGGAAAAUGACAAUCAAGUUUGUGGUCACCCUCCUCACACUUUUGUUCGCUGGAGGUGCUCGCUCUGAUUUACGGGAAUAUGGCGACGACGAUGAGGAUCAUCAGGACACCACUGUCAAUCAAAUGCUGGUGCCCAGGUCGCACCAGGAGGACGCAACGCUCAUUCUGAACAAUUUGCUCAAGGAGUACGACAAGACUCUACGCCCAGACAUCGGAGAGAAACCAACAGUAAUAGAUGUGGGCAUCUAUAUCAACAGCAUCGGCCCUGUGUCAUCCAUUGAUAUGGAGUACCAGAUCGAUAUUAUCUUCGCCCAGACUUGGGUGGACACCCGUCUGAGGUAUAACAGCAGCAGCAUGCGGAUUCUAACCCUCAACAGCAAUAUGGUCGGUCUGAUCUGGCUGCCCGACACCAUCUUUAGAAAUUCCAAGAACGCCGAUUCUCACUGGAUAACGACGCCCAAUCAGCUGCUCCGGAUCUGGAACAAUGGGAAAAUACUUUAUACUCUGAGGAUGACCAUCAACGCAGAGUGCCAGCUGCAGCUCCAUAAUUUCCCAAUGGAUGAACACUCCUGUCCUCUCGUCUUCUCUAGCUACGGCUACCCACGAGAUGAGAUUGUGUACAAAUGGAAGCGAAACUCAGUGGAGACAUCUGAUCAGAAAUACUGGAGGCUUUACCAGUUUGACUUCAUGGGGCUCAGAAACACUACGGAUGUCCUCACGACUACGGCUGGUGACUACGUGUUAAUGACCGUUUACUUCGACCUCAGCAGGAGGAUGGGCUACUUCACCAUCCAGACCUACAUCCCCUGCAUCCUGACUGUGGUUCUCUCCUGGGUCUCCUUCUGGAUCAAGAGUGAUGCCACGCCUGCAAGGACGGCUUUAGGAAUCACCACAGUGCUGACCAUGACCACGCUGAGCACAGUGGCCAGAAACUCUAUUCCUAGAGUGUCCUACGUAACCGCCAUGGACCUGUUUGUCACCGUCUGCUUCAUGUUUGUCUUCGCUGCCAUGAUUGAGUACGCCAUGCUCAACUACUACUCCUACAGUAUACGCAGACCUCCCCCAAAGAAGAGAAUGCCUUCUUCUUCUACUUCUACUUGUCACCUUUCUCCACCUCUUCCUCACUCUGUUGUUAGGACUCCUACUCCUGCACAUCUCCACAGUUUCCAUCUUGUCAUAAGUAGAAAAAAGGCCUACUCGUCUUUCAACAUGGGUCCCACCCCUCGGCCUAUGAUGCCCAUGGGCAACUCCUUGUUCUGGCAUGACUAUGAUGACAGUUGUCUGCACGAGUGCCUGGAUGGAAAGGACUGCAAGAGCUUCUUCUGCUGCUAUGAGGAGUGUAAAGAAGGCGGCUGGAGGAAAGGACGGAUCCACGUCAACAUCCGUGAGCUGGAUGCCUACUCCCGGGUUUUCUUCCCCACCUCGUUCUUGCUCUUUAACAUUGUGUACUGGGUCAGCUACCUCUACCUCUAGUCUGUCUCAAGCCGUGAUGUGUGGGCACUGCUGAAACAGCCCGCGGCACUUUGCACCACGGCUUGUGAUUUGAGGUCAGUGCUAAACGUAGGGGAAGAAAUGAGGUGGAUCUGCUGUGUGGGACUUGUGAGGGACAUGCUGCCUCUGGAGUGAUAUGACGUAUUCAAAAAUACACGUGUGCUCGGGUGCACAGUGUAAAGGCCAUGAUACUUUGAGCAGUGCCACUCCACCGUGAAUAAAUCGCUCAGCAGUAGAAUAACAAGCCGCCAGCAUUAACUUGAAUGGAUGAGUCCCACUUAUGACUCUCUCAGAAACCAAACAACAGACAGCUGUGACUUCAGAGACAUUUGGGAACAGGGGUUGCAGAGCUGACUCUUGGUCGUGGAGAUGGCGAAGCACCCAUAGUGCCUUCUUUAGAAAGGGUGCGGCACCGAGAGAAGCAGCUUCAGAGUUCCCUUCAUUAUCUUUAUUACCUCAUCCAUCACACCGCCGCAUGCUGAGCUGUUUAGUCUUUGAUGAAACAAACCCAGAACACAGUUCUCACCACUGGAGAUGUUUAAAAACCAACGCUCACCAUUCAUUUCGUAGCACAUUAGUUUUAGUUGUACCCUAGAAUUAGUUCCCUUUUUGAGAAUAGUUGUUUUCUUGUUCUUCUUCUUAUUGGAACUAGUUGUUCUUUCACAGCAGGUCACAUCAGCUGUUACUUGUUAAAUAUGGGUUCAAGCCAGGGGCAGUGGUUGUAUGGUAAAAUCUUAUUUAUUGAGUCAGUGACUGUUUUGUUGAACAUGACUAUUUUGUUUGAACAUGCCGUUUACAGUACAUGCCAAGAAGAUUUGGGAGUUUUUAAUGAAUGCUGGGCUAUAUUCGCACACAACAACUAUAUAAAAACUGCAUAAUGUCUGCAGACUGAUCUAAAACUACCUGGGCAUAUUUUGUAUGUUGCAGUAAACAGAUUGGGGUUGGAGUACUGCUGCUUUUUUCCAAGAACACAUCAGUUU
This is a messenger RNA of Haplochromis burtoni (Burton's mouthbrooder), 2898 nucleotides long. RefSeq names its product gamma-aminobutyric acid receptor subunit gamma-3. NCBI's taxonomy places the organism in Eukaryota, Metazoa, Chordata, Actinopteri, Cichliformes, Cichlidae. Bases 434 to 1900 code for a protein of 488 amino acids. Gene Ontology annotation, molecular function: GABA-gated chloride ion channel activity; benzodiazepine receptor activity; inhibitory extracellular ligand-gated monoatomic ion channel activity. The transcript is spliced from 11 exons. Gene Ontology annotation, biological process: chloride transport; signal transduction; regulation of postsynaptic membrane potential. The record is from RefSeq and is a predicted model, not a curated record. Gene Ontology annotation, cellular component: synapse; GABA-A receptor complex; postsynapse.